UUGUGGUGAGAAUUUGGCGGGAAACCUCUGGAGGGAAAUACAAAGUUGAAGUUUUUGUGUGAAUUUUUUAUCUUUUAUAAAAUAUCGAUGUAAAAUGCCCGUGGAUUUGAAACCAAUGCGAUAUGCCCACAGCGAGGGACACACGGACGUUUGCUACGAUGAUAAUGGCAGAUAUUUAAUAACAUGUGGUUCUGAUGGCGAUGUUCGUAUUUAUGAUGGCUUUGAUGAUGAUGAUCCAGAAUCUUUUAGAGCUGGAGAGAAUGUCACUGCAGUCACAUUUAAGAAUGACAGGAUCAUCACAGGAGCCGACAACGCUGUACAGAUAUAUACCUUCCCUGAUGGUUCGCCUGAUGGCAUGAUAACAAGGUUUACUGCAUCAGUCAACUCCAUCUGUUACAGUCGAUCAGGAAAAUACUUAGCAGCUGGUGCAAGUGACUUCAAUGUCAAAGUGGUUGAAGUGAGUGAUAGCAGCCAUAAAUCUUUAAAAGGUCAUGAAGCACCUGUUUUGAGUGUUGCAUUGGAUCCUGAUGAAGAAUUUGUGGUAUCCUCAAGUUGUGAUGGCACUGUAAAAUUUUGGGAUUGGAAGGAACAGAAAUGUUUGAAGACUUUGAACAUUCUUCUCAAGAGUAAUGACAUAAGCACUUCCAAAAGUCUUUGUAGACUUGCUUUUCAGUCAAGUGGGAAGAAGUGUUUAGCCAUUCCUGUUGAUAAAGAAGUUAAGGUGUAUGAACAAGGAACAUGGAAUAACCUUUUUAGUUUGAAAGAUGAAAGUCAGAGCUCAGAGUCCAUUUCAAUUGUCAAGUGGUCGCCAUGUGGAAAUUAUUUAGCAACUGCCAGCGUCAAUGGAGAGAUUCUUGUUUGGUCUAUUAAAGAGAAAAAAAUCAUUGAGAGGACCCAACAUGAAAAAUGUUUGCCAAUAACUUGUUUAGUUUGGAAUCCAAAGAUAAAUGGUGAAAUAGCUUAUACUGACAAUCAAGGUCAACUGGGUGUUUGUAGCAAUGUUAUACCAAUGGAUGAUGAAACAAAGUCUAAGAAACUUGCGAUGGUGGAUCCGCUUGAUGCAAUGGCAGCGGAAAUGAUGGAUGAUAAUGCGAGUGAGACAGGCAGCUUGCUCGAGGUACAAAAACGAAGCAGGGUGAAGAACUCUUGGUUUGAUGAUGAAGCUGAUGAAGACGAUGGUCAUGUUGGAAUGCAAGGUGGCGCUGAAGAUGAUGAUGAUGAUGAUGAUGAUGAGAACACCACAGACCUUGGAAAAAUCAAAGCAGAAUUAGCUGGCCCAAUGGGACUGGAUAUCGAUGAUAACCCUGUGCCAGACGAUGCUAAGAGCGAAGCAACAGAAACGAAUGUUAGACCGAUCGUCAUACAACAACCACAUACUGUACAGCAACAAGCUUUUCAACCUAGCUCCACACCUGUGCAUCUUAUGGAUAGAUUUAUGGUCUGGAACAACAUUGGUAUCAUAAGAAGUCAUUCUGAAGAGGAACCUGCUUCAAUUGACAUCGAGUUUCACGACAGUAAUCUACAUCACGCAAUGAAUAUCAUCAAUCAAAUGAAUUAUACCAUGGCAGCGCUAUCAGAAACAGCUGUUCUGCUCGCUUGUCAAGCUAGUGAAGAAUUUGCAAGUAAACUGUUGUGUUUACAUUUUGGCACUUGGGAUCGUUCAAAGGAAUGGACUGUCGUAAUGCCUCAGGGUGAGGAUAUUAUGGCGGUUGCUGUUGGAACUACCUGGACGGCUGUGGCAACAAAUCAGGAUUUGUUACGUAUCUUCACUAUCGGUGGUCUUCAAACAGCACUUGUUUCUUUACCUGGUCCAGUUGUUUGCAUGUCAGGUCAUGGAAGUCAGUUGAUAGUUGUGUAUCAUCAUGGAAUGGGUUUGCCAGGUUGCCAAUGUUUGGCUGUGAAACUGUUUGAUCUUCACAGCAAGACUCAAGUUGUUGCGGAUCAAAGAUUACCAUUGUCACCGAAAGCAAAUCUUUCAUGGCUAGGCUUUUCACUGGAAGGAACGCCAGCAGCUGUGGAUUCUCUUGGCAUCGUUCGUAUUUUGAAUCGUGCCAUGGACAACACCUGGAGUGUUGUGGCCAACACGAAGACGCAGGUGAAGAGAUCGUCAGAUAACUACUGGGUUGUCGGACUCACAGAAACAUCAGAGCAAAUAAGGUGUGUUCUGUGCACUGGGUCGACUUACCCCCCUACGCUCCCCCGCCCUCUCGUGAGUACAUUGCCGCUGCAAUUGCCGGUGUGUGAACUGACGACUGAAAAAGGCCAGUUGGAGGAAUACUAUUUGCGAUCACGAUUAUUGAUGAACAGAUUCGAGCAUGAUAAAGAACGAGGCUUUUCAAUGGAUGAUGAACUUUAUGAACAAAGUCAAACUCAAAUUAAGCAACUACUUAUGAAACUUUUUGCUUUGUCAUGUAAAACAGACAGAGAUUUCAGGGCAAGAGAAAUCUGUGAACUUUUACCGGAUGCUUACUCGGUCAGUUUGGCUAUUAAAUAUGCGUCUCGGAACCGCCGUAUGAACUUGGCUCAAAAACUGGAUGAAUUGGCGCAGCUCAAGGCGGACGAGGAAGCAGCUGCUGUUGAAGUGGAAGAACAGAAUUAUGACGUAUAUGAGAAUGGUUACGAGGAGGAUGCGGUGAUGCAGCAAAGGCAGAAUAUUCCGUCUCGUAGAAAGGAUGUUAGGAGAGAAGUAAUGAAUGGUGAAGGUAAUUUGGAAACACAAGAAGAGGAAGAUAUGGAUGAGGAAGACGACGACGCUGGUGUUAAUGACGUUGGAGAAAAUGAAGAAGAAAGCUCCACAAAUACUGUAAGAGCAAAAACGACUGCCGCAUCCAGACCAAGUCUUGGAGCUCUUCCCAAACGACAAAACUAUGAUCCGGUGUAUAGCCAAGAUACACCACAACGAUCAAAUCCAUUUAAAAUGAGCAAGAAUAAAAACACGACACAAAGUAAUGGAGGCUUCUUUGAAAGUGUCGAGAAAGAGAAAAACAUUCUCGCCAAGAAAGCGACCAAGAAAUCUCCAUCAUCCCAGACGUCGAAAAAAAAGGACGGCAAACAGACGACACUGUUUAGUAAGAAGAAGACAAAAGAGGAUAAAAAACAGGACAAAGGAGGAGAGGAUGGCAAAGAUGAGAAAAAGCAAGCCAGUAAACCAAAGAAAAGUGCCUUUCAAUGUUGGCUGGAGAACAUGAAGCCUUUCUUUCAAGAAGAAAAUCCUGAUUUAUCCGAAAGCGAAGUGAUGAAAGUUGCGAUGAAACAAUGGCGUGAGACGCCCAAGGAAGAGAAGCAGGUUUGGGAAAACACUGCUAAAGGUAAUGUUAGUACAGUGGAAAAUGGAAUGAAUGAAAGUGAACGGGUCAGUGAACGUGAAAUAGCUGAGAAAAAACGGAAAAGGAGCGAUAAUGAUGAUGAGAGUGGAUGUGAAGAGAAAAUAUCUGAACCUAGUUUGAAAGAGGAUGAAAAUACUUCGAAAAAAGUGAAAACAUUUGACAAGCAAAAGGUGAAUUCUAAACUCGCUGGGUUCGCCUUCAGUAAAUAAUCGUUUUUGAUGCUCGAAAAGACACUGACGUUAAUAUGCAGAAUAUACGUUAUUGAAAAGCAAACAUACGAGUUUGCUUUCAUCGUAAAUUCUGCUUCGAAAUUCGGUGUUGAAUUCGGGCUUUGCGGUACCAUGGAAUCGGAUGGAUCAAUUCAUUGUUGAAGUCAGUGAAUUGUUAAACUGUUUUCAAAGAAUUCACAGACCAUAACAUAUGCCACGAUCUACGUUAAUGAAUAGUUGACAGUUUAUAACGUGAUUCAACGCGAGUCGUCCGCAGCGUAAAGCCAAAUGUCAUAACAGAUGAAAUGAAACACGACUUGACUUGCAUUUAAUUGUUUAAA
Molecule: messenger RNA, 3876 nt
Organism: Dendronephthya gigantea
Lineage: Eukaryota; Metazoa; Cnidaria; Anthozoa; Malacalcyonacea; Nephtheidae
Product: WD repeat and HMG-box DNA-binding protein 1-like
Exons: 26
Coding region: 95-3535 (1146 amino acids)
Biological process (GO): DNA repair; DNA-templated DNA replication; mitotic cell cycle
Cellular component (GO): nuclear replication fork
Molecular function (GO): chromatin binding; protein binding
Source: RefSeq, a predicted model, not a curated record